Nicotiana attenuata is the source of this 663-nucleotide messenger RNA. RefSeq names its product RING-H2 finger protein ATL46-like. The coding region runs from base 1 to 663 and encodes 220 amino acids. Lineage: Eukaryota; Viridiplantae; Streptophyta; Magnoliopsida; Solanales; Solanaceae. The transcript has a single exon. The record is from RefSeq and is a predicted model, not a curated record.
AUGUCUCAAGAUCAUCACCAACAUCCCUACUUUGCUACUCGUACACUACCAAAUGAUGUUUUUCACUUGCAAAGAAUGAACCAACAACAACAUGAUAUUCCACAUAAUCAAACAAGUGGAAUAUCUAAUGAUACUCCAAUCAUGUUUGAAUAUUGGGAAAUAACAACUUACUGUGAUCUUGAUAUGGAUAUAGAUGAUAGCGAGGAACGAGCUGGUUGUUUCAUCUGCUGCUGUGAAUUUCAGAAUGGAGAUACAUUAGUCACACUUCCAUGUAACGAUGUGUUUCAUUUAGAUUGCUUCAAUGAGCGGCUGAGGAGGAGGAAUGAUUGUCCGUUUUGUAGUACUGAAGUUUUGUCCACACACGAAGAAAUAAUAGAAGAAGAAGAAGAAGAAGAGGAGGAGGAGUUCGAGGAUGAAGAAAUAGAAGAGGAAGAAGAAAAGUUCGAGGUUGAAACAAGAACUUAUUAUUCUUCUGUAAUGGAUAUAGAUGACGACGAGGAACAAGAAACAUGUGCGAUAUGUUUAUGUGAGUAUGAAGAUGAAGAUACUAUUGGCAAACUUCAAUGUGGCCAUGAGUUUCAUGUUGGCUGCGUCAACAAGUGGCUGCAGCAAAAGAAUGCAUGUCCGUUUUGUAGAGCUGAAGUUUUGCCCACACAUGACUAG